Messenger RNA from Rubroshorea leprosula, 503 nucleotides. The record is from the annotation of a GenBank genome assembly. NCBI's taxonomy places the organism in Eukaryota, Viridiplantae, Streptophyta, Magnoliopsida, Malvales, Dipterocarpaceae.
ACCACCAAAAAACAUGGCUACCUGCACCACCCAAACAAUAAUCUUUAUCCUUAUUAUGCUGCUGCUGCUCCUCUGUUUUGAUUCCUAUUCAGUUUCAGCAGGCGGCCUUGUGCAGAGGGCGGAGGGUGCUGCCAAUUCCGCAAACCAUAGAACCACCAGAAGAUCAGACGAGGGCAUAGUUGAAGUGAAGCCGAUGAUGAUGAAGAGGAAACUUUUAGAGGACAUUGACUUCCUGCUGGACUAUACUCCUCCAGGCGCAAACCCUAGGCAUGAUGUUCCACCACCCGGAGGGAAAGGGAAACCCUAGCUGCUACCUAAUUAAUUACAUCAUAUCCAUAUAUCAUCUCAUCUUAAAUAAAAUCUCUAAAUUGUUGUUUCUCCUCAUAUAUAUAUAUAUAUGUAAUGAUUAAUGAAUACUAUAUAUAUGCUGUUUUUGUCAAGGGUUGUAUUAUAAUUAUUAUUAUGAUACAAAAGACAUUAAAGAACAAAAGGAUGCCAGUACU